Messenger RNA from Parnassius apollo (apollo), 462 nucleotides. The record is from the annotation of a GenBank genome assembly. NCBI's taxonomy places the organism in Eukaryota, Metazoa, Arthropoda, Insecta, Lepidoptera, Papilionidae.
AUGGUUCGGGAAAAACGUAAUGAAAAUUUACUACAUCUUAUACAAAAACUUCAUGACACCGUGAAUGUAAGUCUGGAUAUGAACUGCAUCUGUUCUGUACGUAGAAUUGCUAAAAUUAAUUCAAAGCCCGACAGACCACGAAAUAUUCUCCUUACAUUACAAACUGAGCGGCAGAGGGACAUUUUACUAUCGGCAGUAAAACGUUACAACAAAACUAACCGCCCCAAUCACUUAAACUCUACCUGCCUUGGGAUUGAAGGAGAAUCUCCUGCCAUAUAUGUAACUGAACAUCUCUCUUCUACUACCAAAAAGCUUUAUGCUGAAGCUAAGAAGUUUGCAAAAGAUAACUUAUACAAAUAUGUUUGGGUUAAAUAUGAACGCAUGUGCAUGCGGAAAAAUGACAACGAAUCAGUAUUAUUGAUUAGAGACUUAAGUAACUUUGAGAAACUUGAAGUAAAGUGA